This is a messenger RNA of Iphiclides podalirius (scarce swallowtail), 600 nucleotides long. NCBI's taxonomy places the organism in Eukaryota, Metazoa, Arthropoda, Insecta, Lepidoptera, Papilionidae. The record is from the annotation of a GenBank genome assembly.
AUGUACGGGGCAGACGAAACAGAAGUCGAAACAGAAGAAACCGAGCCGCCUGCAGAAGUAUUCACAGAAGAGACCAUCCCGGGCGUACCCGCCGUGAACGAUUCAUCUGUAUUGUUUAUACGUUAUCUUACCCAUCCACCGGAAAUCACUAUCCGGCCGCGCAACCUGCAGGUGCGGGCGAACGGAAUCGCCGCAUUCUACUGCGCCGCCCGCGGCGACCCCAUACCCAACAUACAGUGGAGAAAGAACGGGAAACGCGUCUCCAGCAUGCAGUCGAGGUACCAGGUGUCGGGCAUGGACGCGGCGGCCGGCCCAGGGGCCAACGGUGCGGUGUUGAGAAUCGAACCCGUGAGAGCGCAGCGCGAUGACGCCACGUACGAGUGCAUGGCCGAGAACGGUGUGGGCGAUGCCGUGACGGCGGUCGCCACCCUUACAGUGUUCGAAGGUAAGGGACGAGCGGCGGACUCUAGCGCCGCUAACUCUUUACGGACGCUCGACUUUCUCGGCUAUUGUGCCAAGAUGCUCAUAUCGUUGCGAAAAGUCAACGGAACAAUCGGAGAAAUCACCAGGAGCGUUCACGCCGCAGAUUGGAUCUUUAUU